CCUAUUUUGAGGAGUUAUGUUUUAAUUUUAUUUAGAUAGUUUUCUUAUUUAAAUACUCCUAGAUAGUACAUAACCUUUCUACUCGUCGUCCCACGUAAUUAUAGAUAAACUCCAUGGAGUCCAAGUCACAGUCGAGAUUCAGCCUCGGCAGACAAUCGUCUCUGGCCCCGGAGAACGACGCCGGCGGCCGCGGCUUGGAUCCAGUCGACUAUGAGGAAGUUGAAGCAGGGAUUGAUUCGGGGAUAAGGUUGAUGUAUUCCGCUAACGAGGGGGAUCUAGAGGGAAUUAAAGAGCUUUUGGAAUCCGGCACGGGCGCGAAUUUCCAUGAUAUUGAUGGACGGACUGCGUUGCACGUGGCCGCCUGCCAGGGCCGCAAGGAUGUGGUGGAGCUGCUGCUGGGCAAUGGCGCUCUGGUCAAUGUUGAGGAUCGCUGGGGCAGCACGCCUCUUGCAGAUGCAAUACACUACAAAAACAAUGAUGUUGUCAAGCUUCUAGAGUCACAUGGAGCAAGACUUCCAAUGGCUCCCAUGCAUGUCCAAAAUGCUCGCGAAAUUCCCGAGUAUGAAAUUAAUCCAAAGGAGAUUGACUUCAGUAAUAGUGUGGGCAUAACAAAGGUAAAACCUAAUUGUCACAUUACAGCUCAAUUGCUCAAGCAUAAUUCUCGCUUUCUUCUGAUUUAGUCAUUGGCUUUUCUUUAACGUGCCUAUUUGAAGGCAUGGUCAUCAAAGAUAAGUGUGAAGGGAUGCUGAUUGAAUAUGGUUUGGUGGAUCGACUAGAUUCAACUUAAGAUAUUUGAUAGAUUGGAAGUGCUAAGGAACAAGAGAUGUUAGGAAGUGAUAUACUGAUAACCUGAAGUACUAGAGCAAAAGUUAUUGAGAAAGAUAUGAUAGUGUAAAGCCUUGGUGUGGAUUUGGCUCUUAUAUCAAGAUAAGAGUUGAACUUCAUCAAUUGAAUGCCAUGUAACUGACCUAAUCUAGAACGUGGUUAAAUCAUGAGACAUGAAUUAACAUUAAUCACAUUUUAGGAAUGUUUACGUCUAAUUUGUUUAUUCC
This is a messenger RNA of Cuscuta campestris, 1052 nucleotides long. The record is from the annotation of a GenBank genome assembly. Lineage: Eukaryota; Viridiplantae; Streptophyta; Magnoliopsida; Solanales; Convolvulaceae.